CCUCCCAAACCACCAUGGCAGGUUACAGUGUCGAGCAGCACGUGCAAAUCAUAAAAUUGUUUUAUGAAAAUGGGUCUUCAGUUCGAGCAACGUUCCGCGCACUUCGCCCGUUUUACGGUCGCGAUGAUCGUCCUGCCGAGUCGACUAUCCGUCGAUUGGUGGACAAAUUCGAGUCAACCGGGUGCAAACAUGAUUGGAGCCUUCCUAGCAUUACUGACCAAAAUAAAAAAUUACUUCAUCAUUGUACAACUCUACCACUAAUUAAACUCUCAGAUGAUGUGGACAAAGUCAUAGAAAAUAGUAAAGCCUUUCCAGUUCGAUUCCCGAUAGAAACUGUUAGGUUGGACUAUUUAAAAGCUCUUAGACCAAUCAUAAGGCUGCAAAGGAAUAUUACGUCAACCUAUCCACUUGUACAUGAAAGAAUUCUGAUUCUGAUGGCAAAAUUUUUGAACCACAAAAGAGAAUUUGGAUCUGAUAUUGAAAAGGCUUUUUACGAAGACAUGACAGUGCCUGAGCUCAUAGACAGGAUAUUGAAAAAGAGAGCUCUAUUUUUUGUUGGACCACAUGACAAAUAUGGACUCCUUAAUGGUGAAAAGGGAAGAGGUGGCUGGGAAGAAAUUGGAACAUCAAAGGAAAAACCGCCGCUCGUGCUAGAGAAUUGUUUGAGCUAUGAUGAAUUGAAAAUUUCCUCCAUGGUGUAUGUGAGUGGUUACACCGAAUGCAUCAAUAAUGGUGCCAGACGUAAUAAAGGUGUUUUCAGUAAUGAUGCUGAAGAAGAAGCUAUAAUAAUAGGUUUGAUUGGCCCACGCUUCGUUCGCCCUGGUAAGAUGGACUGUGAGGAUAUCCUCAUAACUAAAGAUCAGAAUUGUCCAGAGAAUGGGUACGGGGAAAAAAAAGCGGGAAAUGAUUUCAAAAAAUUUAAAGCAGACCCAACUUCACAAUCAAUCCAAACUGCCAAGCGGAAUUUAAGAGAGAUGUGGGCAGAAUUCUAUGAGACAUCCACGCCUGUAUACAGCGAAAGUUUCUUUAACGAAAUUAAAAAUAAAACCAGUCAAGAUACAGACAGAUACCAACACGUUGUGAAAGGAAAAAAAGUAAAUGGUAUAUUCGACAAUGAAGUUUAUUACAAGAGGAUCCGUGUGCUCGCCGAAGUGACUCUCAUCGAGGCGGAGUUCAGAGCUAAGGAGAGCGGGAAGAAUGCGUUUGUGAAUGUCAUUGGAUGCGGGCUCGGUAUAUGGAUGAUAUCAAAACAUCAAAAUGAUGCUUACAUUCUGACAUUCUUGGAGAGAAUGAGUACCUUUCUUAAGAAAGACAUGUUGAAUCAUGUCACGGAUGUCAACUUUGGUUAUAUCAAAUGCAGUCGUGAUAUUGAAGCUUUAUUUAAAGACAAAAGCGAGAAAGCUGUGAAAAAACUGUUUCUGAAGAGUAAAACGCAUCCAAAAGGCGGUAUCAGCGCGCAGCUGGAGAACCGCGAGCCGUCGUCGCGCCUGCCGCCCGCGCACGCCGGCAAGCUGCUCGUGCUCACGUACCCGUGGGACAGCAACGCGCAGCCGGGGAACGAGUUCUGGUAUGGCAAGCUACAUACAUCGGGCGACCCGGCGGCUGCGUGUUCCACACAAGUGUCGGAGCUGCACAACGCGCACGUCAACCCCGCCGUGAGUGCGCCCAAUACGCGCGUCGUGGACAGCCGCGGUCUCAAGACGCUCUCCGAUUACUGUCUCGCUCUAACUACCUAGGUCAGAGCAAGACAAACAUACCACAACAGACCUAUCUCUAUGCUUCACUGUGGCAAUAGUUACUAAUAG
Molecule: messenger RNA, 1805 nt
Organism: Vanessa tameamea
Lineage: Eukaryota; Metazoa; Arthropoda; Insecta; Lepidoptera; Nymphalidae
Exons: 11
Coding region: 15-1736 (573 amino acids)
Source: RefSeq, a predicted model, not a curated record